UAGCAUGGCAGUUCAGAUCAUUCCGUCACAUUGCAAAAGUUUUCUUUCUAUCCAGCUGAUUCCAUUCUGAUUAUGCACGCGCCUCGUAGCGGUUAACCCCUGUUUCAUUUGCAGGCAAGAACUCUAGGUGAUCAUAUACACCAAGUAGAGAGAGAGAGCAUCAUCAUGGAGUAACGGACAGUGCUGAGAGCGGCAUGGAGAGCAUCAGGUUCAGGAGCCUCGACGCCGGCGCGUACCCGACGACGCUGCCAAGCCCACGGAUGCUCGUCGGUGCACAAACGGACGUCCAUUCGCCCCACGAGCCGUCGGGCUUCAGGAAGAGCAUGAAUCCAAUCUACGCGGACGGCACCAAUCGUUCCACGUCGACGGCAGUCUCGGCCUCCCUCGACGUGACUGGUGAUCCUGCCAUUCCUGCGACGGCGACCGAUCUCGACGACUCCAGAGGCAGCCACGACGAGGUGGAGGGCGUGAACGGCGCGGUGCUGGUGCGGCGGCACACGGGCGGCGACGGGCGCUGGGAGGCCAUCAGAGCGGCGGACGCGCGCGAGUCCCCGCUCAGCCUCGGCCACUUCAGGCUCCUCAAGCGCCUGGGCUACGGCGACAUCGGCAGCGUGUACCUGGUGGAGCUCCGGGGCGCCGGCGCGGGAGGCGGCGCGCUGUUCGCCAUGAAGGUGAUGGACAAGGGGUCCCUGGUGAGCAGGAACAAGCUGUCCCGGGCGCAGACGGAGCGAGAGAUUCUCGGCCUGCUCGACCACCCCUUCCUCCCCACGCUCUACUCCCACUUCGAGACGGAUAAGUUCUUCUGCCUACUCAUGGAGUUCUGCAGCGGCGGCAACCUGCACUCGCUCAGGCAGAAGCAGCCAAACAAGCACUUCACCGAGCACGCCGCCAGGUUUUACGCAUCUGAAGUGCUGCUUGCCCUUGAGUACCUGCACAUGCUGGGCGUGGUGUACCGGGACCUGAAGCCGGAGAACGUGCUGGUCAGGGAGGAAGGCCACAUCAUGCUCUCCGACUUUGACCUCUCCCUCCGCUGCUCCGUCAGCCCGGCGCUGGUGCGCUCCCCGUCGGGCCGUGUCGGCGGCGCUGGCGGCCUCGUCCAUGGCUGCAAGCUCCCUCGCAUCCUGUCAUCGUCCAAGACGAAGGCCAAGAAGAAGGCGGCCAAAGAGAAAGACAAAGACAACCAGCAGCAGGAGCUGGUUACCGGGGACGGCAGGAAGAAGCAGGCGUGGACGUCGCUGGAGUUCACGGCGGAGCCGACGGCGGCGCGGUCCAUGUCCUUCGUCGGCACGCACGAGUACCUGGCGCCGGAGAUCAUCCGGGGCGAGGGACACGGCAGCGCCGUCGACUGGUGGACGUUCGGCGUGUUCCUGUACGAGCUGCUGCACGGCACCACGCCCUUCAAGGGAUCGGGAAACCGGGCGACGCUGUUCAACGUCGUCGGCCAGCCGCUGCGGUUCCCGGACGCGCCGGGCGUCAGCGCCGCCGCGAGGGACCUCAUCAGGGGCCUGCUGGCCAAGGAGCCGCAGAAGCGUCUCGCGUACCGGCGCGGAGCCGCGGAGGUCAAGCAGCACCCGUUCUUCGAGGGCGUCAACUGGGCGCUGGUCAGGAGCGCCGCGCCACCCUACGUGCCCGACGUCGCCGUGGAAGCCCCCGCCGUGCGAGUCCCAGACAAGGAUGGAGGCGCGUCGUCACAAGGCGGCACGCCGAGGAGCGCCGCCGCCGCGGCCGGUGGGAAGGCCAGCUCGCCUCAUGCUGAUCCGUCGACGUACGUUGAUUUCGAGUACUUUUAGGAAGCAGUCUUCUGCCUAGAUCGCUUCAUCCACAGGCCACAGUCACAUUCCCACUACACCACACACCCAAAAUAGAUUCAUUUAUAUUUAUGCUAUUCUGUUUUGAUA
Messenger RNA from Lolium perenne, 1898 nucleotides. RefSeq names its product serine/threonine-protein kinase AGC1-5. Lineage: Eukaryota; Viridiplantae; Streptophyta; Magnoliopsida; Poales; Poaceae. The record is from RefSeq and is a predicted model, not a curated record. Gene Ontology annotation, biological process: protein phosphorylation. Gene Ontology annotation, molecular function: ATP binding; protein kinase activity.